CCCAAUGAAAAUUUUGUUUCCUUCACCUUCUGAUCAAUUCCGUCUCUAUAAAUACACAGAGAUACAAAAACCCCUAACAAACCAAAACUUUUAUAUAUGAUAAUAAGAUAAGACGCCCAUUCCUUCUUGUCCAUUCCAUUCCCAAACGGCCGAGAAAAGAUCAGUUUCCCACAGAAAGAAAUGGCGACGCCGCUAUUGCUACUUGUACUCUUUCUCCCUCUCCUCCUUUGCCUGGGCUGGUUCGCCAUCCGAAACAACAACAAGGCCAUUAUUAUACCAAAGUGGCCGGUCGUCGGCAUGCUUCCGUCCUUACUCUGGAACGUGUCUCACGACCUCCUCCACGACUUCAUCACCCGAGUCAUGAAACAGAGCGGAGGCACUUUCAUGUUCAGAGGACCAUGGUUCGCCGGCGUCGACUUCCUCAUCACCGUGGAUCCGUUGAACGUCCACUACAUCCUGAGUAAGAACUUCACCAACUUCCCCAAGGGACCAAACUUGAAAGCCAUACUUGAACCACUGGGAGACGGCAUAUUCAACGCCGACGGCGAAUCCUGGAAAUCACAAAGAGAAACCAUCCAUUCCCUCAUCAACACCACCAAAUUCCACCACCUAAUGCUCAAAACAAUCCACUUCAAGCUAAAAAACGGCCUGAUCCCAAUCCUCCACAACACCUCCAAACUCCACAACAAUGCUCCUCUUCCUCCUCCUCUAGACUUGCAAGAGCUAAUGAAGCGGCUCACAUUCGACACCAUAUGCUCCCUCGUUACGGGUUUUGACCCCAAAUACCUCUCCAUCGAACUCCCGAGCCUUCCCUAUGCCGACGCGUUCGACGUAAUCGAGCAGGUGAUUCUCUACCGCCAUUGUGUCCCAGCCACGGUGUGGAAGUUUCAGAGGUGGGUUGGCAUCGGAGAGGAGCGGAAAAUGAGGCAAGCUCAGGAGUGCUUUGAUGGGUUCUUGGAGGAGAGAAUCAGAGUGAAAAGGAAAGAGGCAUUGGAUAAGAAGGAGAUGGAAACCGUGGUGGAUGAUGAUUUUCUAACCAUGAUCUUGUCCGGGGAAGCGGGAAUUGAUCAGGGGAAAUUAACGGAUGGGUUCUUGAGAGAUGUCGUGUUUAAUCUUCUUGUGGCAGGAAGGGACACCAUUGCUGCUGCCUUGAGUUGGUUCUUUUGGCUCGUGGCGAAAAACCCUAACGUGGAGGAGAAGAUUCUGAAGGAGUUGGAUCAAGUUAUGGGGAAAGAGACGAGCUUUCCGACCACAGAGGAGCUAAACAAAAUGGUGUAUCUUCAUGGAGCCAUGUGUGAAACCCUAAGGCUGUACCCAUCAGUGCCUUACGAACACAAGCAAUCGAUCGAGCCGGAUGUGCUCCCGAGCGGGCACGCCAUUGAUGGCAACACCAGGAUCUUACUAUCCAUCUUUUCCAUGGGGAGGAUGGAAGAGAUAUGGGGUGUGGAUUGGAUGGACUUCAAACCCGAGAGGUGGAUUUCAGUUGGGUCUGCGGAUGAGAAGAAGAAGAUGGUGGUUAGCUACGUGCCAGCUUACAAGUUUACAGCUUUCAUGGCGGGGCCGAGGACGUGCUUGGGGAGGAAGAUAGCUUUCGUACAGAUGAAAGCCGUAGCCAGUUGUGUUCUGCGUAGAUUUAAGAUUGAGGUGGUGCAUGGUCAUCCUGUGGUUCCUGACGCUUCCAUUCUUAUGUUCAUGAAGUAUGGACUCAAGGUUAGAGUUUCUCAUAGGGCAUGA
This is a messenger RNA of Linum tenue, 1734 nucleotides long. The record is from the annotation of a GenBank genome assembly. NCBI's taxonomy places the organism in Eukaryota, Viridiplantae, Streptophyta, Magnoliopsida, Malpighiales, Linaceae.